CGCUUGGUUUCUUCCUUCUCAACCACCAGCUGCUGGUGACGCAUCCGCCCUCCCCUCGUCUCCGGGCUUUAAAAUACACCCUCCCCCACUUUUUUUUUUUUCCACCUUCCCUCCUCCCUCCCUCUUCCUCUCGCUCCGGGCUGAAUUAGUUCCUCUCCCAGUGUGGCGUCUGCUUGCUCCCAGAGCUCGUUUCUUCUUCUUUUUCUUCUUCUUCUUCUUCUUCUUUUUUUCGCGCGCUCUGCGAUUUGGGGCCGCCGGUUCCUGCUUGGGAGUCUGGAGGAAUUUCUGUGACUCUCCUUUUUCCUUUCUGGCAGCAAGAGGGAACGGCGGCGAAGGCCAGUGUGCGGAUGAAGGACCUGCUGCAGUAGCGGGCAAUGUGGGCUCCUGUCCGGGUGCAGCUGCAGCCCCACAAGGACGUUGGUCGGGAGCUGCGCUGCAGCUGAGCGAAAGGCUCCGCUCGUCACCCCCGCCGCGAUCGGCGACGGCCACCCUUUUCCAAGCGGGGGAAAAAAAGCAGAAGCUGCGAUCGGUGCCGCUGACGGCCCCCUCUCGCCUCCCGCAAAAGCCAGUCUGAGUCUCCGGAGGAAGGCUGCUGUUUUACACACUCACUCACACACACACACACACAAACACACCCCACUCAAGGAUUGAGGCCAUUCUGGCGGAAGGGUGCGAAGGGGGGCUAGAUCUGGGGUUUAACAAUGGUGGGGCUUCUGGUGAGCUCCUGCUGCGCCCUGGCCGCGUCGGUGCUGCUCCAUCCCGGUUUCGGAUCUCGGUGAGGAAAAAAUGAACGAAGAGACGGCGAAUUCUAACCAUGAUAAUAGUUAUGCCCGUGUGCGAGCUGUGGUGAUGACCCGUGAUGACUCAAGUGGUGGAUGGUUACCACUUGCAGGGGGUGGACUAAGCUGCGUCACCAUUUUCAAAGUCAUUCACCAAGAAGAAAGUGGCUGUGCUGAGUUUCUUAUACAUGGGGAACGUCUCAGGGAUAAAACGGUGGUUUUGGAGUGUACGUUAAAGAAGGAGCUUAUUUACAAUAAGGUUACGCCAACUUUUCACCACUGGAAGAUUGAUGAAAAAAAAUUUGGCCUCACAUUUCAAAGUCCCGCUGACGCAAGAGCAUUUGAUAGAGGAAUUCGUAGGGCUGUUGAAGAUAUAUCUCAAGGUUGUUCCACCUCACAUGAUGAAAUCGAAGUGCCUGAAGAUGGCUUUCCAGCAAUUCCAGAAAAUACGUCAAGUUUGCUAAUGAAAGAUCCGAUUUUCCAACAUGAAUCUCUAGCAAGCAACGAUCCCCACAAAACUUUAUGUAUAAGACCCUCAGUAUUUGAAGAUUUGAACACCAGAAGAUUGUACUUCCACAACCAGCCAAACCAGAUACCCCAGAAACCAGUCAGGAGCGUCACUUUUCAAGACGAAGAAGAAAUUGUUCGGAUAAACCCUCGUGAUAUUCUAAUACGUCGCUAUGCAGACUAUCGGCAUCCUGAUAUGUGGAAAAAUGACUUGGAUAGGGAUGAAAUAGAUUCCUCGCUGCACUGCCCUAAAGCAGACCAUAAAAAAUCGGACUAUCUCUACCCAUCCGGAGAUGGACCUAAACUGAAUUCCCUAAAAGAUUCUAAGAGUUCUGUGGUACUCAAAACCCAGCCUUCUUCUAUCAAAUUGAAAAAAUCCAAAAAAAGGAAAGAGGAUGGUGAGCGCUCUCGAUGCAUAUACUGUCAAGAGAGGUUUAACCAUGAAGAGAAUGGGCGGGGCAAAUGCCAAGAUGCUCCAGACCCAAUUAGAAGAUGCAUAUACCAAGUUAGCUGCAUGCUUUGUGCCGAGAGCAUGCUCUACCACUGCAUGUCAGACUCUGAAGGGGAUUUCUCUGACCCUUGCUCCUGUGACACGAGUGACGACAAGUUUUGCCUACGAUGGCUGGCCCUCGUCACUUUGUCUUUCAUUGCGCCAUGUAUGUGCUGCUACCUCCCACUGAGAGCGUGUCACCACUGUGGCGAAAUCUGUGGAUGCUGUGGAGGAAAACAUAAGGCUGCAGGAUGAAGCAGUCUGGUGCAAAAAUGAGCUGACAAGUCUUUAUUGCUGGGAAGUAUCUAAUUCAUGGAAGCACUUGGCACGCAGAAGGGAAAACCCACCCUAUAGGAAAGGCCUCUUGUGGAAGAUGUGUCUGAACUGUGGCAUUUGACCAAUGCAAGCCAUGCCUAAUCUACUUUUUAAGUGCAUAGGACAAGUGAUGAAGGAGUUUUUGCAACCUGAAAGCCUUUCCUUCCGAUUGGUCUUUAAAAGAAGUAUAAACUCUGCAGUCCAUACUUCAGCACUCUGUACAUUUUGUGCUAUAGGUGAUGGGGGGGAAACACACUUUUGAAAUAAUCCAUUUGGCAGAAAAUUUAACUAAACCUGCACUAGGGAAAGCUGAUUGAAAACUAAAGGAGUUAAUGUCUUGGCAGAUAUGAAAAAUUAAAUUGAUUUUCAGUGCAACUAAAUUACUUAUAAAUAGUUUUCGGAAACAGUUUUAUGUACAAAUAACAAAUGUUUAUAUUUAACAAAAUAUACGGUACAAAUUGUUAAAUCUUUCUUCCACUUUCCAGUUCAGCAGUUAUGGACCUUGUUUCCAGGCACAUUCCGUGAUAGUAUUUCUCAGUUUUAAAUACUUAGUAUUUUUAUUCAAAUAGAGAAAUCAAUAUUUUCAGUCUUAUUUCCCUUCAACUACAUUUUUGUAUUAAUUUUCUUCUGUACAUUCUGGUAAUCUGAAAACCUUUAAAUAUUAAUUAUUGUAGUCUUGAAUGACCAAUGUUUUGUUAAGCACAGAUAUAAUUGUCUAAUGCUCUUAUGAGAACAUAACAUUUAUUUUUAUAUAUAAAUAACUCUAAUUUCAAUGUAAUGGCAAGAUUUUACCCCUCCCUUUCUCACAGCCAGCAGAUUUUCUUUUAGGAUUCCCUCCUAAAAAUGUUGAUGACAAAUGUUUGGGAAGAGAAAAUUAUCACUUCAAAAUUGUUUAAAAUAUAUGCUUAUAACUUUGUUUCAACUUGGUGCCAGUUAUUUCUUUAUAUGUUUCCAUUAUUUUACUUUUAUUUGACCUACCACAAGUUAAAUUUAUGUUAUAUGACAAACUGUAGUCCAGGUAGGAGAAAACAAGUUAAUUUCUUGUUGAAUGAAAAUGGAUUUUAUUUUGUCUUUGAGUUGUAGCAUAUUAAUGAAUAUAUUUAACUUAACAUUUGGCUGUGUGUUCUAAAUGCCAUUUCUGGUAAUUCCUAAAUGUUAUCUAUCAUAUGGCAUAAUAACAUAAUUAAGCAUAGAGGAUUUUUAUUAAUAAAAAUUUAAAGCAGUGAAGCAGUCAUUCAUUCAAAAAGGUUAAGGGAUGUGGAGAAGGGAGUAAAAUAUGUCUUUAAUAUGUUUUUGGAUUAAAAUUAAAAUUUCACAAUU
Messenger RNA from Pantherophis guttatus, 3411 nucleotides. It is a transcript of the gene SPRED1, whose product is annotated as sprouty related EVH1 domain containing 1. The record is from RefSeq and is a predicted model, not a curated record. Gene Ontology annotation, cellular component: membrane. Lineage: Eukaryota; Metazoa; Chordata; Lepidosauria; Squamata; Colubridae. Gene Ontology annotation, biological process: multicellular organism development; negative regulation of MAPK cascade. Gene Ontology annotation, molecular function: protein kinase binding.